GAAUGGCUUUCUUUGGAUUAACUUUUGUGGGUUACCGGGAACCCUUUCGUCAGAGAAAACUAGAGUUAGUGAAACAUGAAGAACCAGUCGGAACACCACAACCCAAACUGGAACUUUUCUACCCAAAGCUGCCACCCAUAGGAACUGGAGGAUAUGAUGACACAGGGUUCGGAGGUAGCCACGCCAGGUAUCGAGAGGCUGUCAGACGGAGACAGCUCAGGAAAUACCCUAAUCAAGUCUACAGGGUACCAAUGACCUGUGGACAAGACAUUGGCUGGUGGCUACCCAGUGAUCCAUCAGUCCAGCCGCAAGAUGCUCUACCAUGGAUAAAAGUUCAAAAGCAUCAUCUGCCGCAGAGCCCCAUAACCAAGUUCGUGGAGAAUAUGAUGCUCAGUGACCCACUUUUCAGCUUGUUUUGA
Messenger RNA from Euleptes europaea (tarantolino), 419 nucleotides. It is a transcript of the gene SPMIP11, whose product is annotated as sperm microtubule inner protein 11. Bases 3 to 419 code for a protein of 138 amino acids. The transcript is spliced from 4 exons. NCBI's taxonomy places the organism in Eukaryota, Metazoa, Chordata, Lepidosauria, Squamata, Sphaerodactylidae. The record is from RefSeq and is a predicted model, not a curated record.